AUGAAGUUUCAUUCACCGGAAGUUGUAAGAAUGGCUGCUUGUUUUUGCUGUUUACGAUGUUGUUGGGACGGUCCAGGCUUUAAUUCAGGACAUAUACCUUUAAAAGAAAUUCCUACGGUGAAACUUGACACUUCAGUUAUGGGUAAUGAUGUAGUGAUUGUCAAGGACGGUCGACGAAUCUGUGGAACAGGAGCAGCACUUUCCAAUGCACCCAUCGCACAAGAUAAGGCGUAUUUUGAAGUGAAAAUUCGAAGUACAGGUGUAUGGGGGGUAGGAUUGGCCACAAGAAGGUGCAACUUGAACACAGUGCCACUCGGAGACAACACAGAGUCCUGGGUCCUCAGACAUGAUGGAUCUCUAUUCCAUGACAAACAACAGAGAGGGAAGCUUUCAGAAACUCCUCAGGAAGGAGAUGUUUUGGGUCUUACAUAUGAUCAUGUCCAGUUAAACUUCUACCUGAAUGGCCACCCUUUGUCUUGUCCACUUACAGGAAUGAAAGGGACUUUGUAUCCAGUGUUUUAUGUGGAUGAGGGAGCAGUUAUUGAUGUCCAGUUUGACAAAUUCUACCAUCAACCACCUGAUGGAUUUGACAGCAUCAUGAUAGAACAGUCACUGUUGUGACAUCAUGAUAGAACGGUCAUUGUUGUGACAUCAUUGAAGAUUUCUUUUUGUGACAGUUGUGGAGUUUUAGUGACAUGUAUUUGCAUUUGAAAAUUUGAUUCUUAUGGAGGAUGUAAUCUUCAGCAAUGCUGAAAGUUAUAAUAUGUGGAACAGAUUUGAAUGAUCCUGUGAAAUAAUUUUGGAGAGAAGUUAUUGCUAAGGUGACAAGGAAAUAUUCUUUCAAAAGUUCAAGCGGUGUGACAUUUUGGUUUGUUCUACUUUGGCACAGUGUGGCAUUUACAAGAACAGGCACCAAAGAUUACACCCCAUAGCUUUAUAUGGACAUUCCGUAUAACAAUUGUGAUGAUGGAAUAUAUAUUUUACCACAGAGACAAGUGCAAUAUGCUUUACUUAUAAUGUACCUAGGUUGUCAAAUUUCUAAUUGUGUGAUAGAUUAGAAUUAUGGUUCAUGUUUCAGUUUAGUCAUGACAGGUGAUAUGAUAAGCAAACUUUGUCACACAUAGUACAUGUAUCAUUUUUACAAUUCUCAAAGUAAUUAAUUCUGUUUUAAAGUGAAUCUUUAACAAAUAGUACUUUUUUUUUAUUUUGGUGAAAUUAAAACAAAAUGUAACAUAUAUAAACAUAUGUAUGCAAACAAUAUAUAGCUGUAUUAAGUGGUGUACAUUUGCAAUUUUUUCCAUCAUUUUGACCACAGAUUAAUGUAACAUAUGUUCUUGCUUCGGCAGAGUUUAAAUUCAUCUUGAAUAAAGUUCUAUUGACAAUCAGCUGUAAUAGAAAUCUAAGUAAGUGGUGUCAAACAAGAUAAAUAAAACUAAUGAACAUUACAAUUUUUGACCUCCGAAUGAAAGAUAUUUAUGUUCCAGGAUAACAAACAUGCUAUAUACCGGUAAACUUUUUUUAAUUUGUAAAAAUCAUGAAGUUUCUGUAUGUAUGAUAGAUAAUAAUCUUGGUACAAAUUUAAGAUGUACCAGAUCUGGGGCUCUGUUGAGGUUUACGUAAACAGAGCAUGUGUUAUAAUGACACUGUAUUUUGUACAUUUAUGCUAUAAACUACUGGUUAUCUGCUAUGUACUAAGUGUAUCAUGAAGAAGUCGAUUAUAUCUGUAUACAGCUUGUAAGAUGUAUAGGUUCUGCUUUACUUUAUAUGAUCAAUGUAAAAAUAUACUGGCACAGUAAACAAUAAAGACACUCAGCAUUA
This is a messenger RNA of Saccostrea echinata, 1818 nucleotides long. RefSeq names its product SPRY domain-containing protein 7-like. Bases 1 to 621 code for a protein of 206 amino acids. NCBI's taxonomy places the organism in Eukaryota, Metazoa, Mollusca, Bivalvia, Ostreida, Ostreidae. The record is from RefSeq and is a predicted model, not a curated record. The transcript has 5 exons. Gene Ontology annotation, molecular function: protein binding.